CAGUUACCUGGGGCACAGAUCUGGGCUUGUGAUCCCCUACACAGUCACUGUGACACAGUGGAUAUUAGCCCUGCCAAUCUCUGUGCGUGUGUGUUUGUAUGUGCGUGUGGGACUGUGCAACUCAGUAUCAGGGUGUGCUUAGAAGACUGGCAUGAUUUUCUGUUUUGGGCUUCAGGAGAUCUGCACAGAGGCUCAGGGUGCUGCGAUAAGACCCAUAGCUCUCUAAUCAUUAGGGAUCAGGCCGGCCUUUCUUGAGCUUUUCUCCACAUUUUGUACUUGCUUUUUAGUUCAUGGAGCAGAACCUUUUAAUAUUUCAUGUGUUUUAUGGGAUCUUAACUUUAUUUUCAUAUUGUACCAUCUAUCGAUCCAUUUAGGGGUUUGUUACCAUGUAAUAACACAGUAAUAAGCAUGUGAUACAUUAAAUGUUUAGCUUUGCACCUGCAAAGGCAUCAGUUCUUGUGUUCAACCCGUUCAUUUGCCUUUCUGAAGUUGAUUGAAUGUAGUUGUUUGAUUUCCUGUGAUUUAAAUACAGUUUAACUCGCUUUAAAUCUGGUGAAAACAGUUGGCAGACUAGAUAGCGUAUUGAUUUAGGGUUGUUUCUGUGAGCCAAACUAUGCUUGUGGUAUCACAGCGCCGUGUUGGCACAGAGGUGUGUGUUACGACGAGGUGAAAAUCAGCGGGAUCGCCCCGUCAGGGAAAGGGAAAAACAAAUUGAGCUCGCAAGCAGACGAGCGGAAGGUGUGGAAAAAGAUUUUCAUAACCGAAAGCUUUUUGGGAUUUAAAUAUGUGACCUCAGCUACAGUUUUGAAUAUAAAAACAGCCAAAGAGCAAUGUAAUCUAAAAGCAGCUACGCGUUAAUGUUUAUAACAAUUGAGCUUAUACUUUCAACGCUAAUAAGUGGUUUGGCAGCAUUAAUCAGAAAGUUAAGUGUGGAAAUUGCCAUUCGCUGUGCGUUUUGUUUUUUCUUCACACUUGAAAUGUGGAGAUUGGAUAGUUUUAAUUAGUUGCGUUCAGUUGGCUAUUACUGCAUUCGAUAUUAGCUCGAGAAUUCAAACGUUGCCACUUAAGUGAUUUAGUUUACACUGCACUUAUUGUGCUGGUGUUUCUUGUAGUCAUUUUGCAGUGUUUUCAGCUGUCUGCUGUGCUCGCCCGUACUGUGCGUUUGUGUGUGUAUAUGGUGAAUUGUGCAAUCAUCGACCACAGAGGCCUCAUUGAUCAGCUACUGAGCCUCAAUACACAAUGAGACCAGGCCAGCGACCUCUCCUCUCCUCCACUCCUUCCCUCCUACUGCGAUCUCUCGUUCUGCUCUCCCUCAGCCCGCGGGGGCAGGCCGUGGAGGCUGAAAAUGUGACGGUGCUUGAGGGGGGGUCGGCACAUAUUUCAUGUCGUCUCCAAAACUACGAUGGUUCAAUCGUGGUCAUCCAGAACCCACGCAGACAAACGCUGUUCUUCAAUGGGACACGAGCGUUGAAAGACGACCGCUUUCAGAUGGUCCUUUUCUCGCCACAGCUGGUGCGGAUCACAUUAACUAAUGUUAGUGUGUCCGACGAGGGUGGCUACUUCUGCCAGCUCUACACCGAUGACACACACCACCAGGUGGCUACGCUGUCAGUGGUGGUGCUCCCGGAGGUGCCCAUAGUGGAGGUGAAGACAGAGGCGGUGGAGGGCGGUUCGGUGGAACUCACAUGUGUUUCUCCACGGAGCAAACCUCCGGCAACACUGCGUUGGGUUCGCGACCGCAGAGAGAUCCCUGGUGUGAUCUCUCAGCAGGAGAAUGGGAAGACUGUGAGCGUGUCCAACACUAUCCGCAUCCCCGUGGAGAGGAAAGAUAAUGGGGCGGCGCUGAGUUGCGAAGCGUCUCACCCGGCGCUCGUGGGCCAGAAGCGAGUUCGUCACUACAGCCUCGAUGUACACUUUGCUCCUACAGUGAAAAUCAUUCCCCCUCAGGGCAUCCUCAGAGAGGGAGACUCCCUCAGUCUUACCUGCUCCGUUACCGGAAACCCACUACCACGUGACAUCCAGUGGACACGGGUAAACGACACUCUUCCCGAGAGGGCGGAGAAAACCGGCAACAUCCUCCAUAUGUCUCGCCUCAGCCAAUCACACAACGGCACCUACCUCUGUCAGGCGCAUAAUAAUUACGGCCGUGCAGCUGACCACUACACACUGCUGGUGUAUGUGUCUGUCUCACCCACCUCUCAUCCCGCCAUUGCUCAACCCACCCCUCCAUCCUUCAGGUUUUCAAAGGAAUAUGAAGACCCCGGGGCAGUGGUGGAGACCCACAGUGCAGUUCCGUAUGCAGUGAUAGGGGGCAUCCUGGCUCUGCUGGUCUUUACUAUUAUCUGCGUGCUCAUCGUCACCAUCUGGUGCUCCGUCCGACAGAAAGGUUCAUAUUUGACUCAUGAGGCCAGUGGGUUGGAUGAACAUGGCGAGGUGCAGGAGGCGUUCCUCAACGGCAACGAUGCCAGCCAGGGCAAGAAGGAGUACCUACUGUAGCGCCGCCCUAGUGGAUCCCUUCAGAAACACUGGACCGGGGCAGACUGCACACCACAACCACACACAACGUUCCCAAACAGACACACCACCACCAUGACAACCGGAGGGAAGCAUCACAAUCGUGCCAUAUGAAGAUGGAGUGGGACGGAGAGGACGGAGACUUUAAUGGAAGAGGGCGGAAAAAGAGAACAAGUGAAAGAGAGAGAGAGAGGGAGUAGGAGCCAAGACAGGAGGAUAAUUAUUAUAAUGGAAAGAGAUGCGAGGAACCACAAAGACCAUCUCAUCUCUCACACACAGUGUGUAAGAUUGAGACAACUAGCUGUAAUUAUAGGGCCGGGAGAGAAAAGUGUCUAUUCGAAAUUGACUGAUCCAUAACUGGCCGAGACAACAUCACUGCGGGUUGAGCUAUUGAAUGUCCCAACGUGAGCAUAUUGAAAUACCGUGCAUUGCCGAAGCAUCUGGGCUUCAGAUACUGAACUAGUAGAAAAUACAUCCACCAGUAGCAGCGCUGAGAGCUCAGAGCCGCCCUCAUAAACUAUUCAUACCGGGCUAUCACCGUGUUUCAUCCGGCGACUCCAUUAUCUGCUUAUGUUGGCCAAAACUCACCUCACAUAAUCGCUUCCUGAAGAUUUAGUGGUCCUGCCGAAAGACGGUCCCUCUCAUUUUCAUCCCCUCGCUCUGCGAUUCUCCAUUUCCUCCUCUUGGAUUUUCCCUCCUCUCCGUCCUCUAUCUCUCCACUUCUGUUGAUACACGUUAGACGUGUUGUCUUUUAUGAGUGAAAACUGUAAAAAGGGGCUUAAUUAUGGCAAAGCGUCAAUGUGAAUGACGAAGCUUGACUCAUGUUAGAAAAAACAAGAGAGAAUUUUCCAGAAAUAAAACAAUUUUUGAUUGCUACCACACAAAACACUUACACGACGAAACAUAUCUCAGAAGUCAUUAUUUGUAUGAAACAAAAAGUCUACAAAGUUACAUUUCUCUUUUAAGAAAUCAGUACAAAAAAAGACUUUCUUUUGUGCGCAUUACAGAGCGAUGCUAUCGUACUAACACAGAAUAUUAGCUUAGAGGUGCAAAACUGAACAAACUACUGUUACGUCAUCUUUAAAAAGAAAACGGAGAAAAUGACAAAAAAUAUAUAUUUCGUUUGUCUUAAAGAGAUAUCUGAGGUCUUAAUUGUUUUUAUGAAUUAUUAUUUGGACUAUUAUGAUCGUUGUUAUUGUUAUUAUUAUUCUUACUGUUAUUAUAAUUGUAAAUGUUAUAAAUCGUAUACUUUCCAUGCUUCAGUUUGACUUGUAGAAACAGCUGUGUGCCCACUUUUCUCUCCCCUCUUUCAUCUUUCUAGACCUUUCUAUCCUCUUCGUGUCUUUCUCAGAAUUUGUCCGUCUCCUCUUUGUCUUUCACUUCCUGUUUAUUUUAUAGUCUUUGCGUCGCUGUUGAUAUAGCUAACUGUACAUCUUUAUAGGGGAAAGAUACUGAGCACGACAAAAUAAAAAACACUUAAAGAA
Molecule: messenger RNA, 3998 nt
Organism: Triplophysa rosa
Lineage: Eukaryota; Metazoa; Chordata; Actinopteri; Cypriniformes; Nemacheilidae
Gene: cadm4
Product: cell adhesion molecule 4
Exons: 9
Coding region: 1240-2496 (418 amino acids)
Biological process (GO): regulation of Rac protein signal transduction; negative regulation of peptidyl-tyrosine phosphorylation; regulation of wound healing
Cellular component (GO): cell-cell contact zone
Molecular function (GO): vascular endothelial growth factor receptor 2 binding
Source: RefSeq, a predicted model, not a curated record